AUGAUGGCAGAAUCUCUGCCAUUCUCUGGCUCUGUUGGCCCCUUGUCAGGGCUAGAGCUAGAUGCCUGGUAUGAGGACCUACAAGACAUCCUGUUCUCUGAAACCAAGAAUACAGGGGUUCUCCAAACUGAUGCAGACAAGCAGGGCAUGCAGGUUGAAGAACUGGACAGUUCAAGUUAUCUUUGGACACUGGACUCUGUUAAUUCUUCUUUACCUGUCAGUUUCACAGAAGAGGAUGUAAUUGCCUUGGAAGCUGUUGUAGACCAGUUCCCUUCUGAGGUGCUGGAAUUCUUAAACCAGGGAUCACAAAAUAACUUUGAUAUUCCAUCUGCCUCUUCUGAGGAGGUUACUGACAUCCAACAUAAUGGAGCUGUAGAGGUGGACUCGAGCUGCAGCAGCCCUCCAUCUCAAACCCAUACAGAAGAUGAGGAAUCUAGUGGCAGCCAAUCGGGAACAAAAAGGAAAAGGAAUUCCCAGCCAAGAGGAGGCAAGGUCCGUACUAAGGAAAAGGAGCAAGAGAACGAGAAGAAAGUUUCCUAUCUAAUGGCAGAGAAUGAGCGUCUAAAAGGGGAGAUUGAGCGUCUCGGUUUGGAAGUAGAGAAGACCCGAAAGUCUCUCAUAGAAAGAAUGGUGACUCUUAAGAAGGUUUGA
Molecule: messenger RNA, 651 nt
Organism: Staurois parvus
Lineage: Eukaryota; Metazoa; Chordata; Amphibia; Anura; Ranidae
Source: the annotation of a GenBank genome assembly